This is a messenger RNA of Alligator mississippiensis (American alligator), 6421 nucleotides long. It is a transcript of the gene KCNN3, whose product is annotated as potassium calcium-activated channel subfamily N member 3. Bases 244 to 2313 code for a protein of 689 amino acids. Gene Ontology annotation, cellular component: neuronal cell body; neuron projection; plasma membrane. Gene Ontology annotation, biological process: potassium ion transmembrane transport. The transcript has 8 exons. Gene Ontology annotation, molecular function: small conductance calcium-activated potassium channel activity; calmodulin binding. The record is from RefSeq and is a predicted model, not a curated record. Lineage: Eukaryota; Metazoa; Chordata; Crocodylia; Alligatoridae.
CCGAGCCGCCGCCGCCCGGCCCGGCCCGGCCCCCGCGCGCUCCCGCCGCCCCGGCCCCGGGGGGCUCCGCCCGCCGUCCGCCGCCUCCCUCCAGCCGCCCGGAGCUCGGGGAGCGCAGGCGGCUCCGCGCCGAGCCUGGAUGUGCGCGGCCGGGGCGCGGGCUGCCGGCACCUGGACCGGCACCGGGCCGGCGCGGCGGGGGUGCUGAGGGCGGCCCGCGCCCGGGCCGCCGCCGCCGCCCGGAUGGACACGUCGGGGCACUUCCACGACUCGGGCGUGGGGGACCUGGAGGAAGAGCCCAGGGGCCCGUGCCCGUCCUCCGGCGAUGAGCAGCCGCCGCCCCGCGCCGCGCCCCCGCCGCACAGCCAGCCCCUGCACCGCAGCCUGUUGCACUCCUCGCCCGGCGGCGCCUUCAGGGCUCCUCCUUCCUCCAACCCCCCGGGCCUCCACCCUUCCUCCCGCCAGGGCAGCCAGCUCAAUCUGAGCGACCACUUGGCUGGACACUCGCCAAGCUCCACGGCUACAAGUGGGGCCGGCGCGGGCGGCGGCCGCCACAGGCAGGCCAGCCCGCUGGUGCACCGGCGGGAUAGCAACCCCUUCACGGAGAUAGCCAUGAGCUCGUGCAAGUACAGCGGGGGCGUGAUGAAGCCCCUGAGCCGGCUCAGCGCCUCCCGGCGGAACCUCAUCGAGGCCGAGCCCGAGAGCCAGCCCCUGCAGCUCUUCGGCGCGGGCCCCCCCGAGAUCGUCAUCUCCCGCGAGGACAACCAUGCCCCCGCCGCGCUGCUGCACGCCCCGCACCCGCACCCGGCCCCGCACGCGGCCCCGCACCCGCCCGCGCCCGCGCACCCGCACAACCACCAGCACGCGCCCGCCGGCCCCUUCCCCAAGGCGCCCAAGCGCAAGGCCCAGAACAUCGGCUACAAGCUCGGCCACCGCCGGGCCCUCUUCGAGAAGCGCAAGCGCCUCAGCGACUACGCGCUCAUCUUCGGCAUGUUUGGCAUCGUCGUCAUGGUGAUCGAGACGGAGCUCUCCUGGGGCUUGUACUCCAAGGACUCCAUGUUUUCUCUGGCUUUGAAAUGCCUUAUCAGCCUCUCCACCAUCAUCCUGCUGGGCCUGAUCAUCGCCUACCACACCCGCGAGGUGCAGCUCUUUGUGAUUGACAAUGGGGCAGAUGACUGGCGCAUUGCCAUGACCUACGAGCGCAUCCUGUACAUCAGCCUGGAGAUGCUGGUCUGUGCCAUCCACCCCAUCCCCGGCGAAUACAAGUUCUUCUGGACGGCACGCCUGGCCUUCUCCUACACGCCGUCACGGGCGGAGGCAGAUGUGGACAUCAUCCUGUCCAUCCCCAUGUUCCUGCGGCUCUACCUGAUCGCCCGCGUCAUGCUGCUGCACAGCAAGCUCUUCACUGAUGCCUCUUCCCGCAGCAUUGGGGCCCUCAACAAGAUCAACUUCAACACACGCUUUGUCAUGAAGACGCUCAUGACCAUCUGCCCCGGCACUGUCCUCCUGGUCUUCAGCAUCUCUCUGUGGAUCAUCGCCGCCUGGACUGUCCGUGUCUGUGAGAGGUACCACGACCAGCAGGAUGUCACCAGCAACUUCCUGGGUGCCAUGUGGCUCAUCUCCAUCACCUUCCUCUCCAUCGGCUAUGGGGACAUGGUCCCUCACACCUACUGCGGCAAGGGCGUCUGCCUCCUCACUGGCAUCAUGGGGGCUGGCUGCACCGCACUUGUGGUGGCUGUGGUGGCCAGAAAACUGGAGCUCACCAAGGCCGAGAAGCACGUGCACAACUUCAUGAUGGACACGCAGCUGACAAAGCGGAUCAAAAAUGCUGCGGCCAAUGUCCUCCGCGAGACAUGGCUCAUCUACAAACACACCAAGCUGCUCAAGAAGAUCGACCAUGCCAAGGUCCGGAAGCACCAGAGAAAGUUCCUUCAAGCCAUUCAUCAGUUGCGAAGUGUGAAGAUGGAGCAGCGAAAGCUGAGUGACCAGGCCAACACACUAGUCGAUCUUUCCAAGAUGCAGAACGUCAUGUACGACCUGAUCACGGAGCUGAACGACCGCAGCGAGGACCUGGAGAAGCAGAUCGGCAGCCUGGAGUCCAAGCUGGAGCAGCUGGCAGCCAGCUUCCACUCGCUGCCCCUGCUUGUUGCCGAUGCACUGCGCCAGCAGCAGCAGCAGCUGCUGGCAGCCGUGAUGGAGGCACGGGGCGUCAGCGUGACUGUGGGCACCCCCCAGACGCCGCUGUCCGACAGCCCCAUUGGGGUCAGCUCCACCUCCUUCCCCACCCCAUACACCAGCUCCAGCAGCUGCUAGGCUGCCGCUCCCAGCCCUCCACGCUGGUGAAGCCUCUGCACAAGCCGGCUCUCUCCUGGUUCUCUUAUGCUGUGGCCCCUGGGACCAAGCCAGCGCAAGGAGCCGGGCAGGACUGAUGCCGCAGCAUGCCUGGCCCUCCACAACACCGGCCUGGAGCCCAGCACUGCCUGCAGGCACUGGAGGGAGCGGCGGGCCUGUGCUGCAGUGCCCGUGGACAGCAGGAGUCCACGCUCAAUCUCAGGUCUUCACAUGGAAAAAAUGGGGCGGGCCACAGGCUGCUCAGUGGGAGCUUCCUCCCCUGCCCCACGCCACGGGGAAAGGGCAGGGGCAGUUUGCAGGCCACGACCUGGAUCUCCCCCCUGCCCCCCCCCACUCGCCCCCCAUCUUCAGGGCAGUGCCAACGACGCCAAUUUUGCACAGGCCCUGACUGAAGAGGCUGGCUCUCCACCGUGCCUGCACCCCUGACUCCCCAUGCAGGGGCUGCGCUUCAUUCGCAGGGCUCCUCAGAGAGGGCAUAGAAAUGACCCGGGCUGUGCCAUGGGACCAGUGGCUUCCUGAGGCCACCAUGCCCAGGCUUGUGGCAGGGGCACGUUCCCAGGGGCGCAGAGGGUGCCUGGGCCACUGCUGGAGCUGGGGAGGAGCAGGCCAGGUCAGAGGUGGGUCUGGAUCUGUGUCAGCCCCACAGCAGGGAGACCCCUGGGCCUGGCCAGUGCAUCCCCACCACCCAGGCCUUCCCAAUAGGGCCUCAGCAUCCUCCCCACUCCCUUCAGCUCAGCCCUGGAUCCAGCCCGGGAGGGACAGAACCCAGGGCUGACUCUAAAGUGCUGCGGGAUGUGGGGACCAAGCUGCUUCAUCCAUGUACAAGAAGGCUCCCCUUGCUUGCAGGGGUUUGAGAGAUAGUGGCUGCACUGCCCUGUGCUCCCAGGAGCAGGGGAGGGCAGGCUGUGGGGGAGGCAGGGGGCUCAACCGCACUCAUGGCCACCUCUGGGCUAUGCUUAUAGCCGCCUUGGGGGUGUCCUUGAUGCUGAGGCCUCCUGCCUUCCCCCUCCCCCCACACCUGGCUAGGCUCAGUGCUGAGCACCAUGCGCCUGGCUGUGCCAGGCCCGGCUGGGCUGGCUGCUCUCAGCAGAGAUGCAGCGGGGGAUGCAUGUGCGCUUCAACUGGGGAAGUAACCGUGUAAUUACUGUGUGAUAUUAAUUACAUGUCACCCGCGGCGGCUGGGAGCGAGAGGCGCUACGGCUCCGAGGCCGCUCGGCUCCUCUGCAGCUCUUCCCUGUGCUGGCAGGGGAGGCAGGAUGCAUGUGGGGUGGGCUCCUGACCCCCUGGGACAGCUGGUGAGCGAGCGGGGAAGCUCCCCCCAUGUGAGCCCUCUGCAGCCUGCGGUGCAGGGAAGUUGUGUGUGGGGAGCUGGGCAGACCUUGGGGGCCCCGACAGCUGGGCUGUGUGUGGCCCCUGGCUAUGCCAGGGCACACUGCUCCUGGCUCCCUCAUUCCCCUUGGUUCAGACCUUCAAACUCCCUCCCCUUGCAGGCAGCUCUCUGCCCUGUACACGCUGCUCCUGGGCCCCAGGGACCAGCUUCCUGGCUGCAAGUGCUCCUCCACGCGUCACCAUGUGGCUUUCAGGUCUGAGAGCUCUGUCCUGCUCUCUGCCCCUAGGCAUUGUGGGUAACACAGUGCCACCAUCCCUCAUGGGGCCCAAACACCAUUCCUGGCUCUGCCACUGCCUUGCCGUGUGGCCUUGGGUGACUCUCAUCCUCUCCACCUCAGUCUCCCCUCCUGGAAAAUGGCCCUAGGGAAGGGCUUCGGCUUUGCCAGUGUGAAGGGUUGCUGCGAUGUGCGCGGUCUCCGGGCAGCUCGGAGAGGGAAAUCCUUUCCUCCCUCGCCAGCGGUUCAUACAGGAGGCGAGUGCCCCUCAGGGACCCGGCCUGUGCCUGGGCUUUGAGCGGCAGGAUGGUGGUUCUGGAGGGGGUAUUGAUCGCAUAGUGCCGGUGCCACGAGCAGGGGGAAGUCCCCGCUCGAUGCUGGGAAAUGACACUGGCCAGGACGAGCCUUGAAAGCGACGAGUGGCCCCUAGAGCCCAGCCCUCCCAAGGGAGGAAGCCCCGGCGGUGCCGGGGGAGCCUGUCCAUGGGCCCGGCUGCCCGGUCCAGUGUUGUUUCCUCAGGAUCGCGGGUUACAGGGCCAGGACUUUCUGGCUGGCUCGUACCGGCUGCGGUGCCGGCUGGAUCGGGCCUGUGCGGGAGUGGCCCCGGCUGCGGGGCAGGUCGCUGGGUUCCUUCACGCGUCUCGUUUCAGCACCGCAGACAGCAGCUCGGUUCCCCCGACCCCGGCGGCUGCAGGCAGCUCCUCGGGGCCUCCCGAUCCCUUCCCUGCCUGAUGCCCGCGGUGCCACCCAUGAAAGCGCCGCGGGUGCAAUCUGCGCGGGCAAGAAGGGCACAGCGGAGGCAUCCAUGCCCCGGGGGGGCUUCCCGAGCCCUGCCCACUGCCCGCCACAGCCAGCCCCCAGCAGGGCCAGGGAUCCCCACUGAGCAGCCCUCGGGCAAGCCGCCUCCGUCUCCCGGUGCCAGGGUGCCCGGGGGCGGCCUCGUUUACAAGCCUGAGGGGGGCACGGCGGAGCCGGCAGCAACAGGCCCUGCGUAAGGGCCAGCGAGAGCCGCGGGAGGAGAAGCACAAGGCGGCAGCUCCAGCGACACGAUCCCAAAGAGACGCGGGGAGGGAAGGGGCCUCCGAGCCCCGCAGUUGCGGGUUGCUCACGCCGACGCCCGGGAGGGCCCGCCCGAGCUCCCUGCUCUCGGCCCGUCCACGGGAGCCUCAGCUCCGCACUGCCGCGGGACCGGCGGCCCCGCAGACUCUCACCGACCGCAAGUGUUGAUAGCCAGACUUAGAUGACAAGCUUCACUAUGGGUUUGCUCCUUGCCUCCUUUCUGCUUGCUUCUUUUUUUAAGACUAGGGGAAAGCAUAAUAGUUUAUUUUAACUAUGAAAUAUAUUGCUAUAUUACCACGGGGAUUGUCACGUCCCAUGACGUUUUGUAUCGCACUAGGCGGCGGGUGGGCAGUGAUGUCGGCCUGCCCUCGAAAUGCCUGUUUCUGAGUACACAUCGCUGCAGAGCGCGGCUCGGCCCGGGGUGGGGGGCAGAGACGCCCGGGCAGGUAGGAGCUGCCCCAGGGAAGAGGCGCCGGGGCCGGGGGGUGAUACGCCUUGCCAGCAGUGCGGGCCAAAACCUGCAGCAGGGUCAAGCGAGGCCUUCCGGGAGGAUCCAAGUAGGUUGUCUUGCCCUUGGCCCUUCGAGCGAGGCAGGGUCCCAUCCCCUGGGCCAUUCGGCUCCACCAGCUCAGGUCCCCCUUGGGUGUCAGGCCCCGGGGACGAGUCGCUGGAUGCUGCACCUUCUCUUCCCAGCCCCGAGCUUUGGUGCAGAAGGGCAGGAACUGAUGGUCUCGGCCUGGGGGGCCGGAGUGGGGGGGCACCUAGGUCUGCUGCUGUGUCUGGAACAGCUUGUGCCAGGCCUUUCCUCCAGGACGGAGCACGUAGGAGCCCCCCUUCCCUCUCUCUUCCCUACCAGGCAGCAGCCUUCCCGGUGGCAACUAGACGGCGAAGUUGGGGGAGGCCGCUCCAGGGAAAGAUGCCUCUGAGGAUGAUGCUCAGUCUUGGGGCUGGUUCCUGAGGCCUGUGUCCCUGUGAAUGUGCCCCCACCCCUUCCAACCACCUCACCAAGCACCUUGGAGGGGCCUUUCCCUUCGUCCCAGUCCCGGCCAGCAGAGCCCAGCCCCAGGGAAACCAGGAUGCCGCGACCAAGUCCAGCCCUGCCGGGUCUCUGCAGCUCCCGCUCCUGCUCCUGAACCGUUUCCCCCUCUUUGUCCGUGGUCCCCAGCCCCCUCCCCCCAGGCCCUUGCCAGCCCUAGGCUUUCACGGGAGGGGGGAGCCAGUAGUCAUAGUGUGCUGCCACGCAGCUGAUUUGUACCUAGAAACAGGCAUGUUUUAAUCUAAUGGCUUUAACCUGUUCACUGUAAAAAGUGCCUUGGACUUAACUGGGGAGAGGUCAGUAUGUAGAAACCCGCGGGCGCGCCCCGAGCGCUGAUAUCUGCGUCCCUAUAUAAAGGCUUUGGACCCCC